Molecule: messenger RNA, 740 nt
Organism: Carica papaya (papaya)
Lineage: Eukaryota; Viridiplantae; Streptophyta; Magnoliopsida; Brassicales; Caricaceae
Source: RefSeq, a predicted model, not a curated record
CAAUCCUCUCGCUCCAUCUUCUUCUUCACUCCCUCUCUCUCUCUCUCUCUCUCUCUCUCUCUCUCUCUCUCUCUCUGUCUUUUCUUCUCCAUCUGAAAAGAUCAAGAAAGGUGAUCUACAUCCUGUAGCUGCUGCGAAAAAGAUGCCAGAAUUAAUCAGCAUCACAUCUGUGCUACACCAAGUAUUUUACUUUACGCGACUGAUAGUUACAGAAGCAAUCACUCACCUGAAUCUACUACUCAAGCCACCAGCAGAACAAGAUGAUUCGGAGGAGCUCUCAGCCAGCUAUGUCUUCGUCGUGGAAGGUCCAUGUCCGUCGGUAAUAACAGUCCCUAUUCAGGAGCUAAUGGAAUUAAUCAAGAACGAGCUUCCGGUUGUUGAGUACAGCAGUUACAGACAAAGAUUUAGACCUCGGCAUGAAGAAGAAGAAGAAGAAGAAGAAGAUAUGGGAUGUAGAGUCUGUCUAAGUGAAAUCCAGAAAAGCCAAGAGAUUAGAGAGCUGGUUAAUUGCUGCCAUGUCUUCCACAGAGGCUGUCUGGAUACCUGGGUGGAUCAGGGGCAGGUCACAUGCCCCUUGUGUAGAUCCAUGCUGUUCCCUGCUAAAGGCCAAUUUAGCCGGAUCCACCAUUGAUGCCUGCCUAGUUUUCUGAAAUGCACGACUUGUACCAUUUAACAUUUUCCAUGUAAAUUUACAUCUUUUUUCCAGUUCAUGCAAUGCUACCACAUACUGCUUCAUGAAA